UUUCGACUACUCUCAUCGCUAAUGUCAAACAAUUUUAUUAUAAUUUCAUCAUGUCCAAAAUAUUCACGCCCACAAAUCAAAUUCGACUCACAAAUGUAGCCAUUGUGAGGCUAAAGAAGGGUGGCAAGCGCUUCGAGAUUGCCUGCUACAAGAACAAAGUUCUGUCCUGGCGCAGCAACAGCGAAAAGGACAUCGAUGAGGUGCUGCAAACUCACACUGUUUUCACAAACGUGUCCAAGGGCCAGGCGGCCAAGAAGGAUGAGCUGCAGAAGGCCUUCAACAAGACAGAUGAAACCGAAAUCUGCAAAGAGAUUCUGAGCAAGGGCGAGCUACAGGUCUCGGAGAAGGAGCGCCAGAGUGUGCUGGACACGCAGUUAAGCAGCAUCAUCAACAGUGUCGCUGCGCUCUGUGUCAAUCCCGAGACGCGUCGCCCCUACUCGGCCUCGAUCAUUGAAAAGUCCCUCAAGGAUGCGCAUUUUUCGGUGAAGAUGAACAAAAACACGAAGCAGAACACGCUGGAGGCCAUCAAAAUGCUGCGCGAGCAUCUGCCCAUCGAGCGUUCACGCAUGAAGCUGCGUGUUAGCUUUGCGGGCAAGGAAGGGGGCGGCAAGCUCAAGGAAUCCGUCGUCAAGCUGGCCAACGCCGUGGAGCAUGAGGAAUGGGAGGAGUCUACUCUGCAUUUGACGCUGCUGAUCGAUCCAGGGCAGUAUCGCGUUAUCGAUGAACUCGUGCGCAACGAAACCAAGGGCAAGGGUCUGCUGGAGCUGCUCGAACUCAAAGAGGUCGUGGAGAAUGAGGAGGUCUUCUAGGUGUGGACAUUUAUACGUGAUUAUUUAUGUGAAACAGAGUACAGGUUGGAAGAGAUAAUAUAACAAAUUUCAUUUA
This is a messenger RNA of Drosophila guanche, 885 nucleotides long. RefSeq names its product ribosome maturation protein SBDS (gene Sbds). The record is from RefSeq and is a predicted model, not a curated record. Gene Ontology annotation, biological process: ribosome biogenesis; cytosolic ribosome assembly. The coding region runs from base 51 to 809 and encodes 252 amino acids. NCBI's taxonomy places the organism in Eukaryota, Metazoa, Arthropoda, Insecta, Diptera, Drosophilidae. The transcript is spliced from 2 exons.